This is a messenger RNA of Dermacentor andersoni, 1473 nucleotides long. RefSeq lists its product as uncharacterized. The record is from RefSeq and is a predicted model, not a curated record. Lineage: Eukaryota; Metazoa; Arthropoda; Arachnida; Ixodida; Ixodidae.
AGCUCUAUAGCACAUGCAGCGCGUGGUGCGUGCUGAAGCCGAAGCUGCAGCCGUGCUGCAGCCCUUGCAACCAGUCUGAGCGGCCCCGUGGAACACUGACCCGUGCAGCAGUGGUGACUAUGCCCACGCGUCAGCCCCAGGCUUCGACGACCGGCCCCGGCAGACGCCGCCGAUACCGACGGCGGACACGUCAACAGCAGCCACCCACCGAGGAAGGGAGGCUGCCCGAGACCGACAACGAAGAUCGGGGUGUCCAGGAUGGGGCGGACGGCGGCAUCAGCGGCAGUGACCUCCCGCCGUGGCCUGCUAUCGUUCCGCCCUUCUACUAUCUGCAGGCGCCACCAUGCACAAGUUACCCAGAGGUCCUGUUUCCAUUCGGUGAGCACGGUUCCUUAAUCGACGAACAAGGGAACAUAUUCGACCCAGUUUUUUCCACCUGGCUCGUCGACAGCGAGAUGCUCCCGCGGGACCUCCUGCAGGACGACACCGGCGCGAUCCAGCGAGUGGACGAAGAAAACGGCACCGGCGAGCCUCACACCACAGCCGAUCAGAGCACGACCGUGAUAUCAGUGAGCGCAGAAGGCUGCGGAGAUGCCCAGCUGGACCCGACCGCCGCCGAGCACGGUCCGUGGCCUGAACUACAAGCUUGCUACGGACCGGUAGUAACAACAUAUGGCACGGUAUCGGUGAUGCUUAGGCACGGCGUUCGCGUCGACAUCUCGGUGGAACGCGCCGUGCGGGUUGUCAAUUUCGACAAGGAAUGCACGGCGGCUGUUGGCAGCGACGGUGAUCGCUCUUGCGUGUGUCAUCCAUGCGGCCGCGUGCUGCAGCAGGGCGUCGCCGUGGACAUCGCCACAGGAAGCCGGCUGGCGAAGAUAUCCAGUCGAGGUGUCAUCUUCACGGCUCUGAAUCACGGACUCGUUUACCUCGUCGAUGCCUCAGGUACAAAGUCGACGACAGAACGGUUCAAGGACCUCUGCUACGACGUACCAUUAAGCAUUUUCCACAUCAGCUUACAUGAGGACGAAGAAGGAUUCAACGAAUGUUUCCGCAUGGUCAGCCAGGCGAAGCAGUGGAACAACCGGAGCGGCGACGAGGUCUGGCUCGUCGGCGGUGUGCGCAUACAGCAAGCCCCGUGGGGUGACGUCCAGGUGUCCCGGGACUCGGGCAGGCACGUCGUCUGGACAUCCCCCUCAAACGGAACAAUGACGGUCGUCACGCCUCUGAUCAAGUCUGUGAUCACCUGCGAUCCGCGGCGAUUCUUUUUCGUUCGCAUGAACCAAAAAAGGCUGAGCGCCAACGCCGACGGUUUUGCAGUGAGGAACGGCAGCCAGCGAGCUGGCUUCGACAGCCGAGGCCGUCUGGUGCUACUUUGAAAGUUCACGCAGUAACAAAAGCGAAAAGUCCAUGAAGGUUUGCAUCCCAUCAGUGUAACACCACCGUGCUCACGAAAGGAAAUAAACAGCUUGGCCA